Crotalus tigris (Tiger rattlesnake) is the source of this 5023-nucleotide messenger RNA. RefSeq names its product frizzled class receptor 7 (gene FZD7). Gene Ontology annotation, biological process: non-canonical Wnt signaling pathway; canonical Wnt signaling pathway. Gene Ontology annotation, molecular function: Wnt-protein binding; Wnt receptor activity. Gene Ontology annotation, cellular component: plasma membrane. Lineage: Eukaryota; Metazoa; Chordata; Lepidosauria; Squamata; Viperidae. The transcript has a single exon. Bases 941 to 2647 code for a protein of 568 amino acids. The record is from RefSeq and is a predicted model, not a curated record.
UGGAAGCUUUUAUCUUUCUGUCCAAUCCUCAACAGAGGCACAGAAGCAACAGAUUGUGCGAUUGGUAGAUCUUGAGUUCUAUGGCCCGCCCACUGUUUGGUUUGUGAAUGGGGCGAAGGGGUGGAGUUCCGUGGAAUACCAGACAUACACGAAUAUAUAUAAUCAAAGUGCAGAGACGUCUUUUUUUCCCCCUCGUUAUUUUUUGGCUUUUAGGGUGGAUGUUGCUUGUUCCAACGGCAGCUGGUCUGUCCUGUUGCAUGCAUAAGGGCGCCAACGGGAUAUCGGACUACCCGUGUUUCUGUUUAAAGGAUUAGCACCCUUGCUGGUACAGGAGACGACGGAGUGUGAUUGGAUUUUUUGAACAAAAAGCCCUCACACCGAACUCCUCAAAUGAACGCGCGGCUGAAACGGAGGAGUAACAGUAAGCCAAAUUCUUGAAUUCCCGAACUUUGAGGGGUGGAACAGCCAGCUGGGAAGCGGAGCCAGUUACGGCGGUCGAAUUUGUGCACGAUCGUCCCACCCACCCGCCCCCCUCCGUCCCAAGACUGCUUCGUGGCCGACCGAAGGAAAAACACCGCGCUGUGAGGCGCCGUCAAGACCUCUCUUUGGUGGAAGAGAAUACAUCGGAGUAGCAUUUUGGCUUGCAACCCUAGCAAAGAAUUAUCAUCCAGCCCUUGGCGAGCGAUCAACGAGAGAGCCGGUUUGGCCAGCGAUCCGCCUCUUUCACCUCCUCCACCCGAGAGCAGACUGCUGGAAGAGCGAAGCCAGCCUUGGGCCGCCGCCGCUGCCGCGUGAGCCUUCUGGCCGCUAGCCCUCGCGGGGGUCUGGGCUGGGCGCCGCCGAUGCUUCGAGACCCCGGCGCCUCUGGGCUGUGAAGACCCCCUCCGCCGCUCCCUCCCGCCGGCCUCGCUCCUUGCUUUCCUUGCUGCCGCCUCGGAUCAUGGAUCGAGGACCGAGAGCGGCGAGGAGGGGCCCUGCUUCCUUGGGCCUGGCCGUCUUCCUGGGCGUCCUGGGCGGGAUUCCCUGGGGCUCGGGUGCCCAACCUUACCACGGGGAGAAAGGGAUUUCUGUCCCGGACCACGGCUUCUGUCAGCCCAUUUCGAUCCCUCUCUGCACGGACAUCGCCUACAACCAGACCAUUCUGCCCAACCUCCUGGGCCACACCAACCAGGAGGACGCCGGGCUGGAAGUCCAUCAGUUCUACCCGCUGGUGAAAGUGCAGUGCUCGCCGGAGCUGCGCUUCUUUCUGUGCUCCAUGUACGCGCCCGUCUGCACCGUCUUGGAACAGGCCAUCCCGCCCUGCCGAUCCCUGUGCGAGCGGGCGCGCCAAGGCUGCGAGGCCCUGAUGAACAAGUUUGGCUUCCAAUGGCCCGAGCGGCUCCGCUGCGAAAACUUCCCCGUCCACGGCGCAGGUGAGAUCUGCGUGGGGCAGAAUACUUCGGACACUUCGGGAGCGGGCGGAGGGGGCCCCGGAAGUGCCACCGUCUAUCCCACCCCGUAUCUGCCCGAUACCCCCUCUCACCCCCUGCGUCCCACCGGCUCUGGCUUCUCCUGCCCACGGCAGCUCAAAGUACCCCCGUACCUGGGCUACCGCUUUUUGGGUGAGAGGGACUGUGGUGCCCCUUGUGAACCAGAACUCCCCAAUGGGCUGAUGUACUUCAAGGAGGCGGAGGUUCGCUUUGCCCGUCUACUGGUAGGCAUCUGGUCAGUCCUAUGCUGUGCCUCCACCCUCUUCACUGUCCUGACCUAUCUGGUGGACAUGAGACGCUUCAGCUACCCUGAGCGACCCAUCAUCUUCCUCUCUGGCUGCUAUUUCAUGGUGGCAGUGGCCUAUGUGGCUGGCUUCCUGCUGGAGGACAAAGUGGUCUGUGUGGAACGUUUUUCCGAAGACGGCUACCGCACUGUGGUGCAGGGCACCAAGAAAGAAGGGUGCACCAUCCUUUUCAUGAUCCUCUACUUCUUUGGCAUGGCCAGUUCCAUCUGGUGGGUGAUCCUCUCCCUCACCUGGUUCCUUGCUGCUGGCAUGAAGUGGGGCCAUGAGGCCAUUGAGGCCAAUUCCCAGUACUUUCACCUGGCUGCCUGGGCCGUGCCUGCCAUCAAGACCAUCACCAUCUUAGCCAUGGGACAGGUGGACGGGGACGUGCUCAGUGGAGUCUGUUAUGUGGGCAUCUACAGUGUAGACGCACUGCGGGGCUUUGUCUUGGCCCCACUCUUUGUCUACCUCUUCAUUGGCACCUCCUUCCUUCUGGCUGGCUUUGUGUCCCUCUUCCGUAUACGGACCAUCAUGAAACAUGAUGGCACCAAAACCGAAAAGCUGGAGAAGCUCAUGGUGAGGAUUGGCAUUUUUAGCGUCCUCUACACAGUGCCUGCCACCAUUGUGUUGGCUUGCUACUUCUAUGAGCAGGCCUUCCGGGACACAUGGGAGAAAACCUGGCUCCUGCAGAGCUGCAAAAGCUAUGCCAUUGCUUGCCCCACCAACUUUGCCCCAAUGAGCCCUGACUUCACUGUCUUUUUGAUCAAGUAUCUUAUGACCAUGAUUGUGGGCAUCACAACUGGCUUCUGGAUUUGGACUGGCAAAACUCUCCAGUCUUGGAGGCGCUUUUACCACAGACUCAGCACAGGAAGCAAAGGAGAGACUGCUGUAUGAGGGUCCCUUGGCUUCUUCUCCCCUUGUAUUGCAAGGAACAAGGGCUUGGACCAUUGUUCCUUCAAACUACCUUUACUUCUCACCAAGAGACCAUCUCUAGACUGUGCUUUGGGGCAGUACAUAUCUUAUCCUCUGAGAAUUUGCUUAUUCCCCCCCCCCCAAUCCUGGCCUUCUAAAUGGUUCUGCGUAUCUGUUUAGAGUAUGCUGGCAUAGUGCCAAGAAUAGAAGUUUGGGACAAAAAGAAAGGAAAGCAAGCUAUCUUUUUACCACAUGAUAGGUUGCCAAGUUAGACCCUCUCCCCCAAAUCAGAAUCUUAGUUUACAGUUUUUUCUAAAGUUACCCAGGAAGGCUCUGAGAAGGGAGAAAGUGUGUGUGUGUGUGUGUGCGUGUGCGUGCACGCGCGCACCCGCACGCAUGCAUGUUCAUUCCUUUUUAAACAUGCAUGUUCAUUCCUUUUUAAAAAGGAAAUUGCCAAAUAAGUCUUAGUGGAGGUUCCUCCAUAUUGUAGCAGUGCAAUCCAUUGCAAGCCUACUUGGAAGUUAAAUCUCCACCGGAUUCAAUGGGACUUACUUCCAAGUAAAGGCAUAAUGGUUUCCAGCUAAGCACACUUGCCUUGGGAGCAAGUUACCUCACACUUAGUAGAGCUUAACUUCUGAAUCAGCAGUGCUGGGCUUGGCCAGGCUGUAGGGAAAAUUCUGCAUUCCGGUUUUCAAAGUUUUCUUCCUGGCUGACUUGGGCUUUGGCAAAAGAGUCUUGCUGAGAUUUUAGGGGGGAGCAAGGAGGGGAGGAGGAAAGAAAUGGGUCUGAAAAAGAAGUGACAUGUUGAUUUUUGAUAGAAUGGCUUUAACUCUCUUGUCUUUUGUUAGAGGAGACAAAAGAGAAACAAAAGUGGGUUUCUCUGCAGCAAAGCAUAAGCAGGGGUUUGGUUUUUAUGGGGAAACUAACAAAGAAUUUGUUGAGGUUCAGCUAGAGCUGCGAGUCAUACAGCUCUUUAUUUUCCUUUAUGAACACAAGGGAAAGGCUUCUCAGGAAAGUCUCCUGUGUAACUGGAGAAAAGCUGAGGUUGCCUCUCUCUCCCUCCCCCCCCCUUUUCAAAACAACUAACAAAACAGCCAAUAAUCAAACAAGCCUUUUAAAACAUAUAAGUUUUUAUAUUCACAAGGUUGCAGUUGGUUUCUCUGGCUGAUAAUCUGUAUCGCCCUUUGAUUUGUAAAUGGGGCUGAGGGAAGGCCCUAGAAACUGAGGAGGAGGAGAAGAGAUUUUGCAGUCCUGGUAUAUAUAAUCAGGGAGGCACCUCGGUGCUCCCCUCAAUAUGCUCUUAGAUUCCCUUGAAACCAGUAGAUUCUUAAUUGUGGCCUUCACUGGGGAACCAGUUUCUUGCAGAUGUUUACAUGGACUUGAAGUGCUACCACUUCAGGGAGUUUAUUCAUUGGUGAAGGCAUUGAGGAAGAGAGCCGUAAUUCUACAACAAAAGGUUGCCUUGAUUAAGGCUGAAGUCCAAUGUUGAUGUACCUAGGAAAAGACCCCCAUUCUACCCUGCAUCCAGUUCAGAUUCAAGGAUUGAGACUCCGCCACCCAUUUAGGCCCCUGGUGGCACACAAUCACUCUGUUGAAAGUGCUACACAGCCUUAGGAAGGUUUAUGUAGAAAAUCUCCUGUGGAAUUCAGUGAUAGGGAGAGGCUUUUUCAGCUUAAGGAAAUGCUGGAAUUGAUGCGUCUUGUUCAUAAACUGUGUGUUUUCUUUCAAGAUUCCCUGCAUUCCUUUCUUGAACGAUCAGCCUAUUAAAUAUGUCUGAAGUUAAAAGUUUUACAUCAUUAUAUAUAACAUUUCAUCAAAGAGUCCACUGUUGGAAAUAAGUUGAUUUCAGAAGCCUUUCUGAAAUGCUGUAUUUCUCAAGCUAGCUUUCUGGAAAAAUAAGGGGGUUCUAUUUAAUUUUACCCCAAAGACUAAUUGGAGAACUCAGGGCUUUAACAAGCCAUUCUUGGAUUUCCCCUUCCUUCUCCAGAACACACCGAUAUCUUUUUUAAUGAAUGGACACCUUUACAAAAUAUUACCACUAUUAAGAAAUGUAGAAUUAAUUAAGGAAGGGGUAAAAGAAUGUCAGGUAUAGUACUGGGGGAGUAAACAGCAAGAAAAAUGUUCCAUUGAUUAAUUUGUAAUAUCUGAUCUUCCUGGUUCUGAUAUUUUGGUUUGUUUGGGAAUUUUUAAACUGAGCAUAAGACAAGCUAGAAAUGCAUAAUGUACAUUUUGUAAAUCCGACAUUUUGUAAGAAAAUAUAUAUGUAUUUGUUUUUACUUUUUUGUUUUCAAAAUUUCUGUGUAAGACGCAUUUCUUGUAUAUGUACAAGAUACAAAAAUAAAUGGAUUUUUAAUAUAA